AUGAUGUCCUCGGUCUUACCCCCGCCACCCUACGGGGAACAAAUGGCAACUUUCUCCCAGAAAACAGUAAUGGGUACAAUAUUUGAGACAACUGAACGCUAUACAGAAUGGAAGCCUCUUGGCCUUGGAGUAUCGGGGCUUGUUUGCUCCGCAAGAGAUCAGCUUGCCCAUCGGACUGUUGCCGUGAAGAAACUCGCAGAACCUUUCAAAACACCCGCUAUUGCAAGACACAUGUUCCGAGAAAUGAAGUUACUAAGACAGUUGCGACAUGAGAACAUCAUCAACCUGACAGACCUCUUCAUCUCUCCCUCUGAGGAUAUAUACAUCGUGACCGAACUCAUGGCAACCGACCUUAAUACAAUCCUCAAGUCGAAAAGGGUGGAAGAUCAAUUCGCCCAAUACUUCAUGUACCAAAUAAUGCGUGGCCUGAAAUAUCUCCACUCAGCCGGUGUCAUCCACCGAGAUCUAAAGCCCAGCAACAUUCUAGUCAACGAGAACUGCGAUCUGAAAAUAUGCGACUUUGGCCUGGCCCGGAUCCAGGAAUCACAUAUGACAGGCUAUGUCUCGACGAGAUACUACCGUGCCCCGGAGAUCAUGCUUACAUGGCGGAAGUAUACCGAAAAAGUCGAUAUAUGGAGUGCCGGGUGCAUCUUCGCGGAAUUACUUCUGGGAGAGCCUUUGUUCCCUGGAAAGAACCAUAUCAACCAGUUUUGUGUUAUUACCGAUAUACUUGGUAAUCCACCUGAGGAAGUGAUUAACAAUAUCACAAGUGAAAAUACCUUGAACUUUAUCAACUCACUCCCAAAGCGAGAGCGCACGCCAAUAUCACAGCUCAUCCCCAAGGCCAACGCAGAUGCGGUGAUAUUGAUUGACAAACUGCUCGAAUUCGACCCUCAAGUACGGAUAUCUGCAACGGAAGCCCUCCAAUCCCCAUAUCUUGCGCCGUACCACGAUCCCAACGACGAACCAGUCGCAGCAGAAGCAUUCGACUGGGCCUUCCUCGAAGCAGAACUCCCAGCAGAUAUCUGGAAAACUAUUAUGUACAAUGAGGUGCUAGCAUUCCAUGCAGAAGUGAAUCGUACUGGCCAAAGUGGGCCGAUGAAAUCAAUAAACCAGGUAGAUGGAAUGGACAUCGGUUGA
Penicillium vulpinum is the source of this 1140-nucleotide messenger RNA. RefSeq lists its product as uncharacterized. The coding region runs from base 1 to 1140 and encodes 379 amino acids. Gene Ontology annotation, biological process: cellular response to oxidative stress; protein phosphorylation; osmosensory signaling pathway. Gene Ontology annotation, molecular function: MAP kinase activity; ATP binding. NCBI's taxonomy places the organism in Eukaryota, Fungi, Ascomycota, Eurotiomycetes, Eurotiales, Aspergillaceae. The record is from RefSeq and is a predicted model, not a curated record. Gene Ontology annotation, cellular component: nucleus; cytoplasm. The transcript is spliced from 9 exons.